AUUACGCUCUUCACUAUUCAAAAGUUACAAAAUUUGUUAUUUAUUUGUGCAUUUUAAUUGAUUAUUUGAUAAAAUAAAUAUUUUUGUCAUCUUUUAUUUUGUAGAACCUUUGACGUAGUUUAUAAAUAUCGAGACACGCAUUUCAUCUUUCCCAUUCCAUGUCUAGGGUUUCAGAGCUCCUAGCAAAUCCUAAACUCAUUCUCCAGUCAUGGUGUGAACUUGAGCUGCUGUAGUUGAGUUAAAUGGUAUACAAUGCUUCCUUGGGGUCAGUAAUUGUUCGAGCAACAGAUCUUGGGAUUUGUCAACCUUCACAUGCUGUAACAUAUGCACUGGGAAGACAGUCUGUUCGAAGUUUGAUUUCAACUAGAGACAUAAGCAUUUUUCUCCGGGCUUGCCUAUAUAGAAUAAGGAAAAAUAUGAUGGUGGAUACUGGUUCAACAUCUAAACAAGAACCAGUUGUGGAUGUUAAUCCUGAGAAGGAUGAUGAUACUGAUUAUGCUAGCGGAGGAUGGAAGAGUGAAGAUGGAAGGUUGAGUUGUGGUUAUUCUAGCUUCAGAGGAAGGAGAGCGAGCAUGGAGGAUUUUUAUGACAUAAAGACUUCUAAGAUUGAUGGAAAGACAAUUUGUUUAUUUGGGAUAUUUGACGGCCAUGGAGGUUCACAUGCAGCUGAGUAUUUAAAAAAAAAUCUGUUCGGGAAUCUGUUGAAGCAUCCUGAGUUUGUAACAAACACAAAAUGUGCUAUAAGUGAAACAUAUCAACAAACGGAUAAGGAUUUUUUGAACUCCGAAAAAGAUACCCUCCGUGAUGAUGGUUCUACUGCAUCAACAGCAGUUUUGGUCGGGAAUCAUCUAUAUGUUGCUAAUGUUGGAGAUUCAAGGACCAUCAUCUCAAGAAAAGGAAAAGCAAUUGCUCUCUCUGAUGAUCAUAAACCAAACAGAAGUGAUGAGAGAAAGAGGAUUGAAAAUGCUGGUGGUAUUAUUAUGUGGGCAGGCACUUGGAGGGUUGGAGGGGUGUUGGCAAUGUCACGUGCCUUUGGUAACCGUAUGCUGAAGCAGUUUGUUGUGGCCGAACCUGAGAUUCAGGAACAAGCUAUUGAUGAAGAAUUAGAAUUGCUUGUGCUGGCCAGUGAUGGGCUGUGGGACGUAGUACCCAAUGAGGACGCAAUUUCCCUAGCAGAAUCGGAAGAGUCGCCCGAAGCGGCUUCCAGAAAGCUAACAGAGACUGCAUUUACGCGAGGCAGUGCUGACAACAUCACCUGCGUGGUGGUGAAGUUUCAUCACCAGCACAAGAUGACCGAAGCUGGGGAGGGAAACGAAGAGGGGGCCGCUGAUAAUAACUUGCCAAAUUCGUCUGCAGAGAACAUAUAAAUCUUAGAAUUGGAGGGGUAAUUUCCAGCCAUUCAGUCAAGUUCUUAGCCCAAGUCGAAGCACCAAUGGCGCCGCCAGUCAUUUGUUCAUUCAUUUUCUUUUAUAUAAAAUUGAUCUUUUUUCAUGUCAUAUUUUUUUCUUCCCUGUAAUUGGACUUGUCGAAUUGUAUUUGCUUGUGAUGGUUUGUAUCUCUCUCUCCCCCGUCUGUAGAGUAAAAUUUCUGAUCAGUUAAACACAAACGGCGCGUGUGGUUCAAUUUUUCAAUAAACACGUUCGAUCGGGUUUUACCGAUCUGAUUCAAUAAACGUGCCAAAACUAUCGUUUGCCAGCUCCGUCUAUAUUAAGACUUUGCACGGGGAUGGAAACAGAAAUACUCCAUCUGUCUAAAAUAAAGCUAAUGUUCAGUU
Cuscuta campestris is the source of this 1774-nucleotide messenger RNA. The record is from the annotation of a GenBank genome assembly. NCBI's taxonomy places the organism in Eukaryota, Viridiplantae, Streptophyta, Magnoliopsida, Solanales, Convolvulaceae.